UUAAAAUUAAUUGAAUUAUUGCUGCGCCAUCUGUGAGUGAGUAACCAAAGAAUAACUAAACUCGAUCGAUACACGAGGAGUUUUUAGGUUGUCAAGAAGCAAAAACGUUCUGCCAGUUGUGUUAAUAGAUUGGUGGCCAUCUUGUAGAUCUGAUAAAAAGAGGAAAAUCUCAGGUUGCGCACAUUAUUACUACACUACAGUGAGAUGAAUCCAUCGUCGGCGUCGACGGUGGGAUUCUGGAAUGAUCCACCACCGCCUGGUUUAGAAGACAUCCAAGAAGUUCCAAAGUACGAACCUGACAAGGUUUCCGAUCGCGAUAAAAUCAUGGUUGAACAAAAAUACAGAGAUCGACACAGUUAUCGCCGUCGAUCUCGGAGCCGAUCGUACGAUAGAUCACAUAGAUCUCGUUCGAGAUCAAGAGAAAAAUCAAGGAGACGUCGCAGUCGUAGCAGAAAGAAGCAUAGAAAAUCGCGUAGUAGAUCGAGGGGUCAUUACAGACACAAGAGUAGAUCAGUGAGUCGAAGUAUUUCCAGAGAUAGGAGUAGUCGACACAAGCAUAAAGAGAAAAAGCGAAAGAGAUCUCAUUCAAGAUCCCGUAAACAUUCCAGAUCUAGAUCAAGGUCAAGGAAACAUCACUACUCAAAAACUUCUAGAAAAUCUUAUUCUAGAUCACCACAUUCUAAUAAGAACGAUUAUUCAGAUAGAGAUGAGAAUAAAGAUGUAGACGACGAUGAUAACGAUGCUGAAAAUAAAAAUGCAUUUAAAAACGAUGGUUCAUUUUUGGAAUUAUAUAAAAAAAUGCAAGAAGAGCAACAACAAAAGGCUGAAGCUUCUAAGAUUGAGACACCAGCAACUGGAGGUGAAAUGAAAAAACCAAUGUUUGGUAAACGAAGAGGCGGGAGAGUACUUAAAACCGGAAUGGUUGCUAAAAGUAAACAGGGCGAUGAUGAACUUGGUGUUGAACCGCAAGACCCUUGGUCGAUUUAUUUGAAGGAAGUUAAACGCUAUAAAGAAACUUGUUGUGAUGAUGAUUCGAAAACAAGACCGCUAGUUAAAUAAUUAAUAAAAAACUUUAAUAAUUUAUAUAAUUUUUGGACUUAUCUCAGUUAACUAAAUAGACAUGCCAGCUGCAAUGCUUUCUGAAGGUACCGUAUCGACUGCCCCAUUCGACCCACGGUUCCCAAAUACAAACCAAACGAGGUAUUGCUAUCAAAGUUAAUUGGAUUUUCAUCGUUGCCAGAAAGUCAAGAGUCAGGGUUACGCGCCGUGCAACUAUUUCAAGAAAAUGUAUGAAGCGCUCUGUCCUAAUGCUUGGGUGGAAAAAUGGGAUGACCAAAUUGAUGGAGGAAGUUUCUCUGGACACAUCUAAGCUGGGUCUCAAACCACCCUCUUACCAUUCGUCAGUUAACUCUAGUUAACUGUAGCUACAAUGUUUAUGUGUUCUAAUUUAUGAACAUUUAAUUAAAUAAACUUAUGUAAAUACGGUUACUUUUAAUUUUAAUAAAUAAAUUUAUCGCCCUAAAAUUU
Molecule: messenger RNA, 1527 nt
Organism: Onthophagus taurus
Lineage: Eukaryota; Metazoa; Arthropoda; Insecta; Coleoptera; Scarabaeidae
Source: RefSeq, a predicted model, not a curated record